AUGGUUGAAGAUACCCAUGCCGCCGAUGCUGUGCCUCGGCGUUGUUCAUUACCGUCUAACAUCGCGUCGGGACUUAGUGCAUUGAGCUCAUUUUGCACCAACGAUGGGGAGAGAAAUAACGACCAGUCAUCUCGCCGCCUUCCGCCGUUGCCUCGCGUGGAGCCUUUGCCUCCUGGCCCAUUCAAUCCAUUCAGUUCAAGUGCCUUUAUGCCGAGCCCUCCAAGCUCGCAGGACUCGUUCUCCGUCAAGUCAUCGUGGCCUGGUAGCGACCAUCCGGUGUCGCCUCCAUCUCCCGCUAGUUCGGUCGAGUGUUCUCUGAAGAAGAGCUUCUCGACCCAAAAAGCCUUUGGGUGGCCCAACGAUCUCUCCUACGCGGAAAUCAUGAAUCUGGUUGCGCCCCGGAACAUCAACCGCAAACCCCCGCUGCAGCAAUUGUGUGGACGCAAGCGCAAAAACAGCGAGGUCACCGGUGAUGUCGAUGACCAACGAGAGAAGCACCGCAUCGCCGAGGGAAACCGACGCAAGAACCUCAGCCAACUUCACCGAGAACUGGAUAGCCGUAUCCAUGACUUUUUCCUGGAACGCGCUGGCUGGAAUCCUGCAAAGAGCCUGCCCCAGUCGAAAGAGCACAUCGUGCAGGGGGCCAUCUUUCUCAUCGACUUCAUGCUGGUCGUCAUCACACAUCUGCUGCGACAGGAGAAACAGGUGUCGCCGCAACUGUCUGAAAACUUGCAGUCAUACCUUCGGUGUAUACAGUUGCAACAGCAGGUGAAUAGCUUACAGCAGCAGAACCAGACGGCCCAGCAGCAAGUGCGAACGCUCAAGCAAGAGAACGAAGCACUGGCCGAGCGCAACCGGGCGCUCGAGUUUCAACUCAAGUCCUACGACCAGAUGUUCCGCUCCCCCAAGAGUGAAGUCGUCAGCACUCCCCUGCUGGCGAGCAUCCCGGAAACCACUGAGAAGAAAGUGCUCCCGGGCCUACGGGUGUUCUGCGAUGAGGUCGCCGCCAUCGGGCCUGACUCUGAAUCCGUGUCGACCGGCACGUCCCAGAGCUUCGCCAACCGGUUCCUCCGCAGCACGCCGCCGAACACCAACCCACCAUCACCAAUCUGCUUGCCCUCGCGGCGAGAGUCUCUUGGCGCCAUACCAUGA
This is a messenger RNA of Rasamsonia emersonii CBS 393.64, 1152 nucleotides long. RefSeq lists its product as uncharacterized. The transcript is spliced from 2 exons. The coding region runs from base 1 to 1152 and encodes 383 amino acids. NCBI's taxonomy places the organism in Eukaryota, Fungi, Ascomycota, Eurotiomycetes, Eurotiales, Trichocomaceae. The record is from RefSeq and is a predicted model, not a curated record.